Molecule: messenger RNA, 1945 nt
Organism: Pelobates fuscus (common spadefoot toad)
Lineage: Eukaryota; Metazoa; Chordata; Amphibia; Anura; Pelobatidae
Gene: SAP30L
Product: SAP30 like
Exons: 4
Coding region: 95-640 (181 amino acids)
Biological process (GO): regulation of DNA-templated transcription
Cellular component (GO): histone deacetylase complex
Molecular function (GO): transcription coregulator activity; protein binding
Source: RefSeq, a predicted model, not a curated record
GUCAAGGUGCUGGCGGCUCGGUGGUUGGUAAGUGACAGGCCCCGGCAUGGUGAGCGCACACUCCGGCCGGGUUUAAUGUGACAAAGGCGGCGGCAUGAACGGCUUCAGCACCGAGGAGGACAGCAGGGAUGGGCCGCCCGCUCCCACAGCCCCCUUCUUCGGGCAGAUCUGCUGCCUGAUAGACGGCGGGGAGCGCUGUGCGCGGCCGGCGGGGAACGCGUCCUUCAGCAAGAGGGUCCAGAAGAGCAUCUCCCAGAAAAAACUCAAACUGGACAUCGACAAGAGUGUACGGCAUCUUUACAUUUGUGACUUUCACAAAAACUUUAUACAAAGUGUCCGAAACAAGAGGAAGAGGAAAACUAGCGAUGAUGGAGGAGAUUCUCCAGAGCAUGACACAGAUGUUCCAGAGGUUGACCUAUUUCAACUCCAAGUAAACACGCUGCGCAGAUAUAAACGGCAUUAUAAACUACAAACUCGGCCAGGACUCAACAAGGCACAACUUGCAGAGACCGUGAGUCGACACUUCCGAAACAUUCCAGUGAAUGAGAAGGAAACGUUGGCAUAUUUCAUCUACAUGGUGAAAAGCAACCGAAGCCGGCUUGAUCGAAAAUCUGAAAGCAGCAAGCAGUUGGAUGCGUAGCCUGAACAGCUAUGGGACUGAGUCUGUAAACUUUUACAGACCGUUGAACUGUACUGUACAUAGGAAAUGUCGAGUGCGGCCAUAUUUUCAGCUGCAUAUUGUGCCAUAAAGGUGGAGUUGCCUCUUAAUAUCUCUGCCAGAGAAUCAGGAGGGCAAGCCCUUGUGUUUUUAUGAAUAAGGAAAACGAAGGCACUUUGGACUAUUUGCAUGUGACAGGAAUAAGGACACUGCCAGCAAUUCACUUCUCUUCGUAUAUGAAGUCUCUACCUUUUUGAAAGCUAGAAAACCUUAAAACUUUGUGAAACAAAUGGGUUACAACCUUGCCAUCAAGGAUUUGCAUUUCAGCAGCUUUGCGCUGCUUUCACCAUGUAAGAUCAGCGUGUGUAAUUCUCAGCAAUAAGGUGCUGUUUAAUCUGUGAUUGCUGUGGUAUCUCCAAGCAUUUCACCCCACACACUUUUAAACCAUAAUUUACUAACCUGCAGGUGUCAUUUAAGUGUGUGAUGCAAAGUGUGUAUUCAGUGGAUGUUCAAUAGAGUCAUGUAUAAAACAAGCGGAGACCAAAUUUAUGCAGUUUACAGAUUUACCAUUAAGACUGUUUAAUUUUGCACUGAGGAGACACAAACUUCAAAUGUUUAUAUAAUCAUUUUUACUUUUUAGAAGUUUGUUUUCAGACUAUUCCCACAUGACAAAAAUGAAUUCUGGGUGUACAUGAAAAUGUUUAUCAAAUGAUCGUUUUGAAAGGAUAUGUUGAGUAUUGUAACAGGCAAAAGCUUUCGCACAGGGUUUGUCCAUAUAGCGAUUUUUGUCAAAAGCAUACAAACUUAGCAUGCCAAAUUUCAGCUUUCUAUUACAGCCCAACAAAUUUGAAACUGCUCCAUACCAUGACUACACAUACAUAGUCUGAAGUUGACCUCUAUUUGUUUUUUUUUGUUUUGUUUUUUUUUAAUCAUUUUUCAUGUUUACUGUAUAGUCCCAAUUUUUUUUUAAUUUUUUUAUUUUUUACGACCUGUAAAUAUAUGGCUUAGUGUAAAUAAGCAAUUUAGAAAAGAAAAUAAUGCAUGCUGUCUCUCCAAAGAGCACUUGUAGGUUUUGAUUUUUUUUGCCUGACGUGCUGUAUUUCUCUAUAAGUUUAUAUGCUGUGGAGCACAUGUUACAGUCCUGAUAUUAUUGUAGUCUGUAGACCAUACACUGAUGUAACACAGGCAGGUUAGACUUAUUAUUUUUUUAAUACCUUGUUGGAGAAGUGCAAGGUGUAGUAACUCUUACUAACACUUUAUAAAACAUCCUUUUAUGCAUCUCCUGUC